This is a messenger RNA of Larimichthys crocea (large yellow croaker), 9351 nucleotides long. RefSeq names its product echinoderm microtubule-associated protein-like 6. NCBI's taxonomy places the organism in Eukaryota, Metazoa, Chordata, Actinopteri, Sciaenidae. The record is from RefSeq and is a predicted model, not a curated record. Gene Ontology annotation, molecular function: microtubule binding. The transcript is spliced from 46 exons. Bases 653 to 6634 code for a protein of 1993 amino acids.
CAGCUGGAGGAAAUAUUCCAGGCUGAGGCAGAAAUUAUGAAUAAAUAAAGUUAAUUUCAUGUCUUCAUUGUAGCUAUAAAAUACCACAAGGCUAUGAUGGGAUUAUUUAGAGAACGAUAAAACAAUAUUUGUAUCCAUUAUAGAAGAUUAUAUUCAAACCACAAGUAGUCAAGGAACGCUCAAACAUCUAUCUGCAGGUAAUGAUGAUGAUGAUGGUGUUAGAUCACAUGGAAGCUGCCAUCUAACUCACCUGCUGAGAGGAUAAUCAGUUCAAAAUGUCAUUUUUAGUUCAAACAGAUGACAGAAUUAAAAUAACCGCAUGGAUUCAGAUUAUUAUGAACUGAUUGUUUGGCUGCAGAAACCUCCAGGGAGCAACAGUAUCAGAUUUGAGGUUGAUUAGUUGGUGAAGAGUUGAUUAUUCAGAAUCAUGUCCACUUUUGCAACGUCUUUAAUUCUGUACUUUCUCAAUAACCAACACUAACCUUUAAAAACAAAAUGAACUCACCAAUAUCGCGAUAUUUUCGGUUCAGUCGAUAAAUAUCAGCAAACCGAUAAUAAAUCACUUCUGUGCUGGAGGAUCUUAAACCAGAAGAAGAAUCAGGACUGAAGCACCGGACACGGUGUCCCACCCCCCUGCUCCUCCCUCAGAUGAAUGAACAUGUCGGACCGGAGCGCCCCGGGCUGCCGGCUCAGACUGGACUGGGUCUACGGGUACCGGGGCCACCAGUGCCGGAAUAACCUGUACUACACCGCCGGGAAGGAGGUGGUGUACUUUGUGGCCGGGGUCGGCGUUGUUUACAACACCAGAGAGCACAGCCAGAGGUUUUACCUGGGACACAAUGACGACAUCAUCAGCCUGGCCUUGCACCCGGAGCGCUCCGUGGUGGCGACCGGUCAGGUGGGCAAGGAUCCCUACGUGUGUGUGUGGGACUCCUUCACCGUCCAGACCGUCUCUCUGCUCCGUGACGGACACACGCAUGGCAUCGCCUGCCUCGCUUUCAGCGCUGAUGGACAGCGGUUAGCCUCGGUUGGCCUUGAUGCCAAGAACACAGUGUGUAUCUGGGAAUGGAAGAGAGGGAAGAUCCUGGCUACAGCCACCGGACACUCAGACAGGAUCUUUGAUAUCUGCUGGGAUCCAUUUCAGCAGAACCGUCUGGUGAGCUGCGGGGUCAAACACAUCAAGUUCUGGUCCAUGUGUGGUAACGCUCUCACUCCAAAGAGGGGGAUUUUCGGGAAGACGGGCGACUUGCAGACCAUCCUGUGUGUUGCAUCGGCCAAAGAUGACACCACAUACUCCGGGGCGCUCAACGGGGACAUUUAUGUUUGGAAGGGACUCAACCUGAUACGAACCAUUCAGGCCGCCCACGGGGCUGGUAUCUUCAGCAUGUAUUCCUGUGAGGAGGGUUUUGCCACGGGAGGCAGAGACGGCUGUGUCCGACUGUGGGACGUCGACUUCAAACCGAUUACCAAGAUUGACCUGCGAGAGGCCGAGCAGGGAUACAAAGGUCUGUCUAUUCGUAGCGUCUGCUGGCGAGCCGACCGGAUCCUGGCAGGAACUCAGGACAGCGAGAUCUUUGAGGUAAUGGUGAGGGAUCGGGACAAGCCCCUACUGAUCAUGCAGGGACACAGCGAGGGCGAACUCUGGGCACUGGACGUUCAUCCCAAGAAACCAUUGGCUGUCACCGGCAGCGACGACCGCUCCGUCAGGCUAUGGAGUCUCGUGGAUCACGCCCUCAUCGCUCGCUGUAACAUGGAGGAGGCGGUGCGGAGCGUGGCGUUCAGCGUGGACGGAUACCAGCUGGCUUUGGGCAUGAAGGAUGGAUCCUUCACUGUGCUGAGAGUCAGAGACAUGACGGAGGUUGUUCACAUCAAAGACAGAAAGGAGGUGAUCCAUGAGAUGAAGUUUUCUCCAGACGGAGCGUACCUUGCUGUCGGCUCCAACGACGGACUUGUGGACAUCUACGCUGUCGCCCAGAGAUACAAGAAGGUAGGAGAGUGCAGUAAAUCCACCAGUUUCAUCACACAUCUGGACUGGUCUCUGGACAGCAAAAUCCUGCAGACCAAUGAUGGAGCUGGAGAACGUAUCUUCUACCGAAUGCCCAUGGGGAAGCCGGUUAUCAGUAAGGAGGAAGUGAAAGGUCAGUGCUGGGCAUCCUGGAGCGGUGUCCUGGGCUCAGAAGUCAGCGGCAUCUGGCCGAAAUACUCUAAUCUGACAGAGAUCAAUGCUGUGGAUGCCAAUCACGCUGCUGCCGUGCUCGUUACCGGAGACGACCUCGGCCUCGUUAAGCUCUACCGCUUCCCCUGUCUGAGGAAAGGAGCCAAAUUUAAGAAGUACAUUGGUCACUCAGCCCAUGUGACAAACGUCCGCUGGUCACAUGACCUGCAGUGGGUGCUGACGACGGGUGGUGCUGACCACGCCCUCUUCCAGUGGAGGUUUAUACCAGAAACGGUCAUGAACGGAGGACUGGAUCUCAACAUACAAGACAGCCACGGGGACUCCAACAGCGAAGAGUCGGACAGCGAUGUGUCAGAUGUGCCGGAGCUCGACUCCGACAUUGAGCAGGAAACACAGAUCAACUAUGACAGACAGGUGUAUAAAGAAGACCUGCCUCAGUUGAGACAGCAGAGCAGAGAGAAGAAACAGCAGGUCGGAUCUCUGAAGAGACAAAGAGGACCAGACCAAGGCCUCCGGCUGCAGUUUGUGCACGGGUACCGUGGUUACGACUGCAGGAACAACCUGUUCUACACUCAGGGCGGGGAGGUGUUGUACCACGUGGCGGCGGUAGGCGUGGUCUACAACCGACAGCUGCACAGCCAGCGCUUCUACCUCGGUCACGACGACGACAUCCUGAGCCUCAGCAUCCACCCGCUGAAGGACUAUGCUGCUACGGGACAGGUGGGGAGGGACCCAGCCAUCCAUGUGUGGGACAUCCAAACUCUGAAGUGUCUCUCUUUGCUGAAAGGUUUCCACCAGAGAGGAGUGUGUGCUCUGGACUUCUCAGCUGAUGGAAAGAGUCUGGUGUCAGUGGGAGUCGAUGACGGACAUUCGAUUGUGGUCUGGGACUGGAAGAGGGGAGAGAAACUCGCUACUGCCAGGGGUCAUAAAGAGAAGAUAUUUGUGGUGAAGUGUAAUCCCAUGCUGAUGGACAAACUGGUCACAGUGGGAAUCAAACACAUCCAGUUCUGGCAACACGCAGGUGGCGGUCUGACCUUCAGGCGUGGUGCAUUCAGGAGCAUCGGCCGUCCGGAGACGAUGAUGUCGGUGUGUUAUGGUCGCAGCGAGGCGCUUGUGUUCUCCGGCGCCGCCACAGGAGACGUUUACAUCUGGAAAGAACCGAUGCUGCUGAAAACAGUCAAAGCCCACGAUGGACCCGUGUUCGCCAUGUUCUCCCUCGACAAGGGUUUUGUGACGGGUGGGAAGGACGGCGUGGUGGAGCUUUGGGACGACAUGUUUGACCGCUGUCUGAAGACGUACGCCAUCAAGAGAGCAGCGCUUUCCCCGGGCUCGAAAGGCCUGCUGCUGGAAGACAACCCGUCCAUCAGAGCCAUCACUCUGGGUCAUGGUCACAUCCUGGUGGGAACAAAAAACGGUGAAGUUCUGGAGAUCGACAAGACCGGACCAAUGACACUGCUGGUGCAGGGUCAUAUGGAAGGUGAGGUUUGGGGUCUGGCCUCUCACCCUCUCCUCCCCGUCUGUGCCACCGUCAGCGACGAUAAAACCCUGCGACUGUGGGAGACAUCAGCCAAUCACCGCAUGGUGGCCGUCCGCAAACUGAAGAGAGGUGGUCGGUGCUGUGCCUUUUCUCCUGACGGGAAGGCGUUGGCAGUCGGUCUGAGCGAUGGCGGCGUGCUGGUGGUGAACGCUGACACGCUGGAGGAUCUGCUGAGUUUCCAUCACCGACGUGACGCCAUCUCUGACGUCUGCUUCACUCCAGACUCCGGUAAAUUCCUGGCUGUGGCGUCACACGACAGCUUCGUGGACAUCUACAACGUGCUGAGCAGCAAGAGAGUGGGCAUCUGUAAAGGAGCGUCGAGCUACAUCACACACAUCGACUGGGACGCUCGAGGUAAACUGCUGCAGGUGAACACAGGAGCCAAGGAGCAACUUUUCUUCGAGGCCCCGAGAGGAAAAAGACAAACUAUCAGAAACUCUGAGUUGGAGCGGAUUGAGUGGUCCAGUUGGACGUGUGUUUUAGGUUCAAGCUGCGAGGGAAUCUGGCCGACGCACAGCGACAUCACCGACAUAAACGCCGCCUCGCUCACCAGAGAUCGAACACUGCUUGCCACCGGAGACGAUUUCGGCUUCCUCAAACUGUUCAGCUACCCUGUUCGAGGUCAGUACGCUCGUUUUAAGCGCUACGUUGGCCACAGCGCCCAGGUGACCAACGUCCGCUGGGCUCAGGACGACUCCACCCUGCUGACGGUUGGCGGGGCCGACACCGCCCUGAUGAUCUGGGUGAGGGAGCGAGGAGGCGGCGUCGGUGGAGAGGGGGAUGGAAUUUUGUGUCGUGACAACCGACCGCCCGUGGACAGCGAGGAGUCGGACGACGACAUCGAGGAGGAUGGAGGCUACGACAGUGACGUCGCACGGGAGAAGACCGUGGAUUACACCACAAAGAUGUACGCUGUCAGCAUGAGAGAGAUGACGGGAACCAAACCUCACCAACAGCUGAAGGAGCUGUCUGCUGAGGAGAGCCGCGUCACUGAAUUGUACACAGAGUGGGAGCAGGGCAUUGUCAAGCCUCCAGUGAGUCGAGCAGCACCUCACCCAGAGAAACUCCAGAAGAACAACGUCUCCAAGAAGAAGAGACUGGUCGAGGACCUGGUUUUGGAUCACGUGUUCGGUUUCCGGGGCUUCGAUUGUCGUAACAACCUGCACUACCUCAACGACGGCACAGACAUCGUCUUCCACACUGCCGCCACUGCCAUUGUCCACAGUCUCAGCAACGGAACUCAGAGUUUCUACCUGGAACACACCGAUGACAUCCUCUCUUUGACCGUCAAUCAGCACCCCAAAUACAAAAACGUCAUCGCCACAGGACAGAUCGGUGACGUCAGUGAACUCCCAGGCACCACUCCUUCGAUCCACGUGUGGGAUGCGAUGAGUAAACAGACUCUGUCCAUCCUUCGCUGUCCUCACACUAAAGGCGUCGGCUACGUCAACUUCAGCGCCACAGGGAAGCUGCUGCUGUCUGUCGGAGUGGAACCCGAACACACCAUCACUGUGUGGCGCUGGCAGGAAGGAUCCAAGGUGUGCAGUAAAGCCGGACACCCAGACCGGAUCUUCGUGGUGGAGUUUCGUCCAGACUCUGACUCCCAGUUUGUGUCAGUGGGAAUCAAACACGUAAAGUUCUGGACACUAGCCGGCGGCGCUCUGAUGUACAAGAAGGGCGUGGUGGGAACGGUGGAGGACGGGAGGAUGCAGACGAUGCUGUCUGUCGCCUUCGGUGCUAAUAACUUGACGUUCACCGGAGCCAUUAAUGGAGACGUGUACGUGUGGCGGGAUCACUACCUGCUGAGGGUGGUGGCAAAGGCCCACACAGGUCCGGUCUUUACCAUGUACACCACGCUGAGAGACGGACUCAUCGUCACCGGUGGCAAAGAAAGGCCGACGAAGGAGGGCGGUGCAGUGAAGCUCUGGGAUCAGGAGAUGAAACGUUGUCGAGCGUUCCAGCUGGAGACGGGACAGCAGGUGGAGUGCGUCCGAUCCGUCUGCAGAGGCAAGGGUAAGAUCCUGGUGGGGACGAAAGACGGGGAAAUCAUUGAGGUUGGGGAGAAGAAUGCGGCGUCCAACAUACUGCUGGACAGUCAUGCUCGAGGAGGAAUCUGGGGUCUGACUGCUCAUCCGGCUAAAGAGCUCUGCAUCACCGCCAGCGACGACGCCACCAUCCGACUGUGGGACCUCGCUGACAAGAAACUGCUGAACAAGGUGUGUCUGGGCCACGCAGCCCGGUGUGUGAGCUACAGCGCAGACGGGGAGAUGCUGGCGGUGGGGAUGAAGAACGGCGAGUUUCUCCUCCUCCUCGCCAACUCGCUGAAGAUGUGGGCAAAGAAACGAGACCGCAGUGUCGCCAUUCAAGACAUCCGGUUCAGUCCGGACCGGCGGUUGUUGGCAGUCGGUUCGGUGGAGAACACGGUGGAUGUUUAUGACGUGAGUGGAGGACCGAGUCUGAACCGACUGGUUUACUGCAGCGACAUCCCAGCUUUCAUCCUGCAGCUCGACUUCUCUGCUGACAGCUGUUAUAUACAGGUGUCCACAGGAGCUUAUAAGCGGCAGGUGUUUGAGGUUCCUUCAGGGAAGUUGGUGAGCGACCAGACCAUCAUCGACAGAAUCACCUGGGCGACCUGGACCAGCAUCCUGGGAGAUGAAGUUUUGGGGAUUUGGCCACGAAACGCAGACAAAGCUGAAGUCAACUGUGCGUGUGUGUCUCACGCCGGCCUGAACAUCGCCACCGGCGACGACUUUGGACUGAUCAAACUGUUCGACUUCCCCUGCACAGAGAAGUUUGCCAAACACAAGCGCUACCUCGGCCACUCGGCUCAUGUGACCAACAUCCGCUUCUCGCACGAAGACAAACACGUGAUCAGCACAGGAGGAGACGACUGCAGUGUGUUUGUGUGGAAAUGCCUGUAAACACAGAUGUCAGCCUGUCUGGUGACGCUUUUAUCCAAAGCGCCUUCACAGCACCACAAUAAAUCCAGAGGGAAUCGAACCCACAACCCGAAACGUCUUUGUUAGACCGUGAGUGUCUUACGAAGGAAGAAGACUUGCUGCUGUAACACAAAGUCAGCGAUGAGACGUUUCGAUGGAUCACAUGACCUUGAACAAACCACCAAGAGACAUAAAGCCAAAACCAGAAGAAGCAAGGAAACGUUAGAUGAUUUUCGUUGGUCUGAACUGAAGCAGGGAAACAAACAUAUUCACAACUGCCCAGGUAGAAAGCAGCCAUGCUCACGUGACGUGGUGGUGAAGGAGAAGAUUUGUUGAUUUGACUUGUUGUCCUGCUCGGCUCUCUGUCCAUCUCCUUCUACCCGGAAGGCUUUUACAGUGUUGUUGCUUUACACCAUGACAAACAAACUGCACCUUCAGGUCAUUCAUUGAUCACAACAUCGUCUGUAGUCGCAGACAACAACGAGACAGAAGGUUCAACAAAAGAACAUUUUGGAUUUUCACAAAAAGGAAAAAGCAGAAAGCAUCUGAAGCAGCUCAGAGUUUCCUGCUGUCCAGGGCUCAGAUGUAUAAAACUUAGACAGAAAUAUGCAUGAAGUUGUGCGUAAUCGUUGUUGGUUUAACGAAGCUCUGUCCGACUCCCAACAUGAGCCUUACAAUUGUAUUUGACAGGAUGAGGGAAGAAAGAUUUGAAAUAAUGUUGAAGCUGCCCUUUAAUAUUUGGUUUACGAUAGCGCUCGUCAGACCUGUCAAUGUUUCGUCACGUCGUGGAGGUUCGCCGAACCCAGAGCAGCUUUUUACAAAACACCUGUACCAUCAGGAGUUCAUCAUAUGAGAACCAUUAUGGGUUGACAGUGAUAUCCCAAUCAUUAGAGGGCCUGAAAACAUAUUUUCUCCAUCAGCUUCUCCCUCUGAGUGCUGGCUCUGACUCUGUUUGAGAUAUUUCUGUGUUUUUCUCUGUGACCUUCUCGUUGGUAUGAAGGUAUACUAGAUUCUGUCUAAGGGUCCAAACACCGUUUAUAUAUCUGUCUCCUGGAUUCAGAAAGUUUGCUGCAUUCAGGUCACAUUGACAUUUAAAAGGAUGAAACCAAAAGUGAUGGGACCAUUUAAAGGACAAACUGCUGUUGGGAAUCAUGCGUCUGUACUGCACUGGGAUCACUGGGAGGAGACGCUGGACUGGGAGAAACGUUUGCUUUGUAAAAGAUCUGAUGCAGUUUCAUAUUUCUAGAAACUUCCUGGGGUUUGUCUGUAACUCAACAAAAAGAAACUUGACAUUUUGAUUCAAAGUCACUUUUCAUUUCAAAGAGCUUUUACUGUGUCUGUCGUUGGAUAUCAUCACACUUAAGUGCCUUUCUGGAACUUUCUACCUGUGUUUGUUUCUUUUCUUCUUUUCUUUGGAGACACAGUUGGGGGGCAUGUCAUAGGCUGUUCUAUUCUUUUCUUUCAAUCCCAUAAUUGAGCUUAUUUUGUACUUCGUCUGGUGCUACACUGAGAAUGUUCAAACCUUCAUUCAUCCAAAAUGGACACAAAAACAUUUUCUUUGCUGCUGCUUUUUUGUUUUUAUUCUUAAAGACAUAAAACAUCCAAAGCAUCGUGAUCGUGAAGCAACACAAGGACAUCCGAGGAUGUCAAGAGAAAUAUUUAUGGAAGUAUCUAAAUGUUAUUUAUGCCUAAUCUAAAGUGUGGAUGAGUUUACCGUGUCUGAACUGUUGAAUAUUAACUGUUGUGAAAAGUGUCAAGAGUCUGUUUGAAUAGACGAAAAAAAAAAAAGAAAAUCCAGAAUUUUACACACCUGAUUUGUUGACUCGUUCACCGCCGACACACUCUUCUUAAUGCCACUGAAGUUUAAUGAUGUGACACACCACAGCCUGAAAAAAUAUAUAUAUAGUUUUAUGAUUACAGCAGUCAGCUGACGGGAAUAUUUCUUUCCUGCUAAGGUCAGGGAAGAAACAAAGUUGAAAUAAAAGUGACUUCAUGUAACAGCGGGAAGAUUUUUAGCCCAAUAACUUUAAAUAGUUUCCUUGACUGAACAACUUGAAGUCUGAAACACUGACUGACACACGUCCCCUCUGGUUUGCCGUAGAAAAAAAAAAUGGAUGUCUUAAAAAAACGUUGUUGUUGUUGUGACGAUGAGCGUUACACACCGAGUUCCUGUAAUCUAGAAAAAGAAAACAUGUUUGACUAUAUUCGACUGUGCUGUUGAACAGUCCGACGUACAUGGUGUUUGUGCAGAGUGCAUGUGUGGUGUGUUUCUCCAUGACGGCUGCAGAUACUCGAUCAUAAACGACAAAAAAAUAAAUAAAGAAGAAGAAGAAGCCAAGGAACGUCCACAAAAAUAACUAAAUAACUAAAUAAAUGUCGUAGUUGUUGAAGAUGUAAAAAAUGCUGCACUGAGAUCCGUUUUUUGUUUUUGUAAAUGUUUUUUUUUUUUUCUGUGUGCAGCUCUUUUUUGUUUUCACAUGAUUUGUAUCAUACUGUACAUGGAAAUAUAAAUGAUGCUCAGAUGCAUGAAUUUAUUUUUAAACCAAAAGAUAUUUGUGGAUGAUAGACGAUGAUUUUAUGGUGUGAAUUAGGUUCACCGGUUGAUUUUUUUAUACCGAGGUGAUUGUGAUCAAAAGUGUGUGUGUGUGUGUGUGUGUGUGUGUGUGUACAAACAGAUUAAAUGAGACUCAUGCAAGAAA